Messenger RNA from Nilaparvata lugens (brown planthopper), 2283 nucleotides. RefSeq lists its product as uncharacterized. The record is from RefSeq and is a predicted model, not a curated record. The annotation marks the transcript as partial. The transcript is spliced from 2 exons. Lineage: Eukaryota; Metazoa; Arthropoda; Insecta; Hemiptera; Delphacidae.
GAGACCCUGACGACAUCGCCAAUUACUUCCCUUCAUCGUGUGGUCGGACGCAUCCGCUCGACAGACGCUGUUACGCCGUAACUAUAAACCUCCGAGGAUUGCGACGCGCCAGGACUCUCAAAAGUGGAUGCCUGCGGAUCUUUGAAACACAAAGGCAUUUGAGGAAGAAGGCGACCGAGAAAAACGUGUAGCGCUUGCUUAUCAAUCUUUCGUGGAUUUGAAGCUCCAAGACGUGGCCUUCCACUGUUUGGAGAGCCGGUCGAGGAAGGUCGCGUGGAGGCUCGUCACCAAACUAAUUUUCAAACAUGAAUCCACCCGGGCAGAGAUUCGAUGGGUCACGGGGGCAUCAUAUGGAGUUGAACCUAACGGACGGUGCAUCUUCUAUUCGGCCUUCUCUAAUACUGAAUGGGCCGAUGGGAGCCCAUGUGAAGACCCUUCUCCAUCUUUUCCCUACGCUCGCAACACGAUACCAGGCCUAGGCCUAGAUUUUUCGCCGCAAUCCAAAGGCCCUCAAACGGACAAAAAGCCCGGAGCCUUGGUUGAUGUAUCCCAGUCCUUUCGGGCAGCGGAACAGGAACAAAGUUCGAGGCCUCCUCGAACUGGAGACUCAAACAUUACUGUAACCGCAGAAUGCGGUGACGGCACGGUUGACGUCUCAGAAGAGGGAGAAAUCUCUGAAGGGGAAAUUCAAGAUAAUAUGCUCUGCCCUGAGGGCCCUGGCAAUCCCACAACAGCUUUUCGUACCCGAGACCGACCACUCAACAAUACUGCCGCAUAUGGCAGACAAGCAUCACCAACAGCGGGAGCAUGUGCUCCUACCGAAGAAUCGGAAUUAAGAAUGGAAUGGCUUCCAGGUCAUCAUGCUCCUGCAAAAAUGGCUCGAGAACGCUCCGGAUCAUACUCGCCCUACCUAUCUCCGCGCGAGAUCAACAAUGACAGCCUCGCUCAAGCGAUGCCUAUGCCUGAACUUCACAGUCGCGUCAAGAUUUCACAGCCGACUGUCCGUCAACUGAAUCGAGUUGUCUUUCCAGCGCAAAAGUUUCCUCUUCGCCUUUCAACACAUUCCAGUUAGCAGGAAGCAGGCUCGAGACGCUAUCAAGAAACUGAUCCCACUCAACAAAAUAUCAGAAUUUAUUGAGGAAGGCAUUGAUGAUGCAGUACUAGGCCCACUCUUCGACGAUCUCGGAAUUAGUGCUCAUAAGGACGUUCGCCAAUCUCAAGUCGACGACGCCAUAGCAUCAAAGGCUGUUGUUUCGAUAAAAAGUUCAGAGAUGAGCGCAUUCAAAUCUGAGUCUUUGCCUUCAAGCCAGCAUUAGAAGAGUCUCCAAAGACAGCUGACAAGUCUGAGGAACGAAAGGAUCGUAUAGCGCGGCUUCUGGCCGCCAAAGGUUCGAAACCCGCAGCAGCUAUUUCAACGCUUGCCCAAGCUCCGGUAAAAUCACCGCCUUCAGCUCUUAUCCCAACAGCUCAACCUUGCCCAAAAGCACAGACGGAGAAGUCAAAGCUACACAACAUAAAAUGGAAGAACUUCGCAAAUCUCGCGAAAAGCUGGCUCAGCUAAAGGCUUACAGUCGGUUAAAGAACCCAUUAUUGCAAGCUCUGAGCUUGCAGAUAAUCUAGUUUCAGAGGGUGCAGCUAUCAUUUCAAAAGCCACCGCAAGCAUGCCUGAUGCCACUGAUUCGUCCAAGGAAGUAAACCUCUCUGAUAAACCCUCACUUUCAAUACCUGGCCUUUUUUUGUCAACUCCACAACCGCCACUCGUGCCCGCGUCGUGUCAGACUCACAGGAGCUCCUUCGAGUCUGUGAACUCCACCAAACGUCCAUUUGAUCAAAAAGUAGAAACUGGACCGUUUCUCAUUAACGUUAGUGAUGAUGAAGACGAUGCGGAGAUGGAUGUCGACAUGCCUGCUCAACCUUUAACUGAACAAUGCGAAUUAUCGCCUCAAAAAGCUGCCAUGUCGAAGGAACAUGGCUAUGUGAUGGAGAAACCAUUACGAUACGACAUAACACAAAUACCGGCUGUCACGCCGUCAAGAAGCUCGAGUCAUAAUAGCGGAAUCGAAGAUCUUGCAAGCAUGAACAAGAAGAUUGAGGCAAUGAAGCGCAAGAUAGCAGAAGCCGAAGCGCGCAAAAGGACUAAGCUAUCUAGGCAAAUGUCUCCAAUAGGAUCUCAGCCAAACGAAAGCUCUCGAGACUCUGGUGCACCGUCGCCACUACUGGAGAGGAGCUGCACGCCAUGCAAUGACGACUCUGUACUCCAAACUGUCGCGAUCGCGAUGCCUC